GAGAAGCAGGAGCUCGGGCAGCGGUGGAGCUCUGCCACCUGUCUCUCUACACUACUGUCCCCUGGCGUCUACUCGGACCAAAGUAGCACGUCCGGGACCGGCUCUUCGCCCUGGAUACCUGUCGGUCCCUCUCAAGUUGUACUCGGUUCAGCUCGAGCCGCGGCCGCCGGUCGACGAGCGGACUGAAUGUGGAUUUAGCUGCAGCUUCGCCCCGCAGGCCGCGCCGCCAUUGCUGUUGUCUUUGCGAGCUGAAUUGGUAAAAAAAACGAGGGUCUUAACGGUUUCAACAUGAAGAAAAAAGGUCGAAAUCACCGCCCGUCUGUGCUGAAGAGGGAGUCGUCACCCAUCAAGCCGUCACCCAACCGGGAGACACUGACAUAUGCGCAAGCGCAGCGAAUUGUGGAGCUGGAGCUGGACGGCCGUGUGCAUCGGCUCAGCGUCUACGACAAGCUGGAUGUAAUCGCUGACGAUGAUCCAACAGCCCAGGAAAUCAUGGAGUGCAACAGCAACAAGGAGAACAACGAGAAGCCCCAGCAGGUCCUGGUGCGCUCUAUGCGCCUCAAAAACAACCAGCAGAAGAAGAACGCAGCACUCACAGCUUCACAUGGCACCAGCGGCACCCACACCAGUACCAGCGGCCUGUUGGAGGCAAAGGUUAGAACAGUUGAAUACAACCUGCCAGUGGUGCCGAAGAGGCCAGCAGCAUAUUACAAAUACACAGAAAGGACGGCGGAGGAGCUGGAUGAGGAGGUGGAGUACGACAUGGAUGAGGAAGACUAUGCCUGGUUGGAGCUCAUCAAUGAGAAAAGGAAGAGCGAGGGCAUCAGCCAGGUGUCCCACAACCUCUUUGAGUUCUUAAUGGACCGCUUCGAGAAGGAGUCGUACUCAUCCACGCAGGGUCAGAGUGACAUGCAGUCGCUGGUGGAUGAGGACGCCGUCUGCUGCAUCUGUAUGGAUGGAGACGGUGCUGACAGUAAUGUUAUCCUCUUUUGUGACUCCUGCAAUAUCGCUGUGCACCAGGAGUGCUACGGUGUGCCGUACGUCCCAGAGGGCCAGUGGCUUUGCCGCCACUGUCUGCAGUGUCCGUCGCGGCCCGCAGAUUGCGUCUUCUGCCCCAACCGAGGUGGAGCCCUGAAGAAGACUGAUGAUGGCCGCUGGGGUCACGUAGCGUGUGCUCUGUGGGUCCCUGAAGUCGGCUUCUCCGACACUGUUUUCAUUGAGCCAAUUGAUGGCGUCCGCAACAUUCCGCCAGCACGCUGGAAGUUGACCUGCUACUUGUGUAAGGAGAAGGGAGCAGGAGCGUGCAUCCAGUGUGACAAGAUCAACUGUUACACAGCCUUCCAUGUCAGCUGCGCCCAGAAGGCUGGCCUCUACAUGAGAAUGGAACCAGUCAAAGAGGUGACUGCGUCCGGUGCAAACACUUUCUCUGUGCAAAAGACCGCUUACUGCUGCAGCCACACACCCAAUGGCUGUGACCGCCGGCCCCAUAACAUCUACGAGGAGCAGCAUCCGAAAAAUGGAGCCUGCCAAAAGAGGGUUGAGAAAAGGGGCAAGGCCCGUGCCAAGGGUUGGCAUAAGAAGAAGAGUAAGAGAGCAGAGCCUGAACCAGAACCAGAACCUGAGACUCCCACCAACUCUGGUCCCAGUAUAACCGCCUCAAGUUUUGACACUAUCCUGAACCAGGUGGCGGUUCAGAGAAAGCGGCUGUUUGUCGAGAGUGUGCUGAGCUACUGGGUGCUGAAGAGACAGUCGAGGAACAACGUGCAGCUAAUCCGCCGGCUGCAGGCCAACCCUCAGCCACCCAAAGUCAAACAGAUGGACCGCAAGGAGACAAACCAGGCUCUGAAGGAGCAGUUGAAGGAGUGGCACCGCCUCCGCCAUGACCUCGAGCGAGCUCGUCUGCUGCUGGAGCUCAUCAGGAAGAGAGAAAAGCUGAAGAGGGAGGAGAUGAAGCUGCAGCAGUCAGUGCUAGAGGUCCAGCUGACCCCCUUCAACAUCCUGCUGAGAGCCGUGCUUAGUCAGCUACAGGAAAAGGACCAGUACAGCAUCUUUGCUCAGCCUGUCAACAUCAAGGAGGUUCCUGACUACAUGGACCACAUCAAAAUCCCCAUGGACUUUUCCACGAUGAGGAAACGCAUCGACGCUCAUGACUACAGGAGCCUGGAAGAGUUUGAGGCGGACUUCAACCUCCUCAUCGCCAACUGCAUGUCCUACAAUUCUAAGGACACCUUCUUCUACAAGGCAGCUCAGAGGAUGCAGGAUCACGGAGGAGCCAUCAUACGCAGGGCCCGUCGCGAAUCUGAGCGGAUUGGCUUUGACUUCCCAAGCGGCUUGCAUCUGUCCACGGCCCCAAAACUUGAGGCGCCAUCCCCCUUCUCCUGGGAGGAAGUGGACCGCUUGCUGAGCCCCGCUUACCGCCAGCUGACUCCUCUGGAGGAUCAGCUGAAGGAGCUGCUGGAGAAGUUGGACCUGAGCACAGCCAUGAAGCAUGGCCCAUCCCGCAGCAAGAGGCUCAAACUGUUAAAAAAGACCAUUAUGGAGGUCCGCUGUGAGAUGAGCUUGAAGAAGUCUCUCCGACCACCACCACCCGCUGCAUCAGAGCCCGGCUCAAUCUCUACAGAGUCUGUCGAGGAACCACUACCUGAACCCACAGCAAAGCCCUGCUCGGAACAAGAGAAGUAUUUACCUCUGCCAACGUUAUGCCCUUUGACAUUACAUUCAGAGCUUGACGCCUUGCCCAGCAACUUGGAGCUGUCCCCUCUCAAAUCAAGCACGGACCAGACUCCCAUGAAGCUCGACAGUGACACGUCUACCUCACUACCCUUAGACACCCCCACAAGGCACAUCCCAGACCAACCGCUCCACAACGGCAACCUCACCACCGAGGUCUCUGUUCCCUGCAACCGACGGACCAAUGUCCUCUUCCGCAAGUCCAAGAGUGCCAGCCCACAGAAACCAGCUAAGACCCAAGAGGCAUCUGCUGUAUCGCCUCCAUCUCUAGGCGCCAAAACCUUCCUGUCUGUGGUGAUACCUCGACUGGAGACGCUCCUCUUGCCGAAGAAAAGAACUCGCAGCAGCAGUGCUGAUGGAGAGGAAGACGACGAGUCACCAAUAAAACGCCUUGGCACAGGAAUUGCAAAUGGAUUUGUGGUAGAUGAGGAAGAAAUCUCGCCUUCUCCUCGGCUGGUUGAGCCUCGCCGUCGCUGUGCGUCGGAGUCGAGCAUCUCCUCCAGUGGAAGCGUUCUCUGCAGCACGAGCACCGUCAUUGUAUCUAAAGGUGGUAAAGGUCGGCUGGCAGCAGCUCGAAGGAGCACUGUGGAUGACAAAAACUCUCUGAGGACCUGUAUCAAAAACGGAGAGUUCACCAAAGCUGCCAAGAUCUCCUCAGAGGUGUGGAAGCCCACCGCUGCUUCUCCAUUUGUUCUGGAGCCUCUUAAACUAGUUUGGGCUAAAUGUAGUGGAUUUCCCUCCUACCCUGCCCUGAUCAUGGAGCCCAGAGUCCGGAGGACGGUGUCUCAGCACAACGGGGUGGUGCUUCCCCAGCCGCCGCUGGACGUUCUCAGAGCCGGAGAGCGGAUGCAGUUCAGGUCCGCAGAGAAACUCUUCCUCGUCCACUUCUUCGACAGCAAGCGCAGCUGGCAAUGGCUUCCUAGAUCCAAGAUGGUGCCCUUCGGGAUCAACGAGACACUCGAUAGAAUCAAGCUGACGGAAGCUCGCUCUGGCCACAUCCGAAAAGCUGUACGGUUUGCCUUCGACCGAGCUAUGAAGCACCUGAACCGUGGUAGCGUCGAGCCGGAGCCAAGCGCCGGCCUCGUCCUCACAGAUUGAAGCACCUCCCCAACCCUGCAAGAACAUCGCCCCCUGCAGAGAUACCCUGUUCCGGUCUCAUACGCACAACACCUACACCCACCCACACAUACACAUUCGCACACUCGCAACAUGUUUACCAUUCCCUACAACUGGAUUGUUUUCAUGUCUCCCCGCACAUCUGCCCCCUCCUUUCUGAAAUACUGUAGCUUGUGACGGCUGUCUUGUUUUGUCAAAGAGCUAUGCAAUGGGAACGACUCGUUUAGCAGACGCAAAAGGUUGGGGGAAACAAAAUCUAACUUUGGCUGUGAGGACUGAAAAAUCACAGGGUCUAAACCUGUUGAAUGUGUCUGAGUUUGACCUCUGACCUCCUUAAAUGUGCUGCAAGACUGCUGCAACCAUCUCACUGCCAUGAAAAUGUCCAUCAGUGUGUGUGCGUGUGAGAGAACGAGUGUUAGUGAGUGAGUGAUGGCAGCAGUUCCUGUAAAUAUCCUGUACAAGGUCUGACACUAAUUUAUUCAUCCCCUCAGUUGUUAUGGUACGCAGUCACACAUUUAUACAGUCAGAGGUGAUGAUCCACGUCGUCGCUGACACUGCCGGUGUCGGUGUUUCUGUUGGUGCUAUCUCUACAUAGAGAAAAACAAACAUGCAUACUGUACUGAACAUUUUUAUUUCAGACCCUUUUUUACAGUUUUUGUAACUUAUUGUGUUCUCAAGCUUCAAGUUCUCUUAUAUUUGGCAUUCAUUUUGUGUGUGCAUCUUUUUAUUUUUUUACCUGAAUGUUUUUAUUGGACUACUUAUUCUUUUUCCUUUUUUUUUGUUUGUACAUAUUUAUAUAAAAUCUAUAUAGGAGCUCUCACAGUUUAAAAUGCCUAAAGUGCAUCAUUCACACCGAAACCAAAAAAAAGAAUCUGCUACACUCAAGGUUCCCACUAAUGUGUGUGUGAGUGUGUGUGUUUCUCUCCCUCCCCCACAGUUUAGUUAUUUUUUUUUGCCUUUUUGUUUGUAUGCUGUGAUGAGUUCAAGUCUUCUGUAAUCAUCUUUUCCAUCUGAACUGACCUCCAGUCAGCUAGGAGAGAAGAGAAUGUGCCUGUACUAAUUUAUUGUAAAACAGAAAAUGUAUAUGCAUUACUUUAUAGAGAGAGUAUUGUAAUAAAAUACUAUGGGCACACUAGGAGCCACGUGUAGAGGCUCCCUGUUCUUCCUCUGUUGUUUUUUAUUUUUAUUUUAACUUUUGGAUUAAUAGCAUUAAAUCUGAGCGGUGAGGUGAUAGUGUUUGAUGUUUUGUUUUGGCAGGGUAGUGACAGGGACACUUCCUCUGGAUGUGGAUGUUGUGUGUGUAUAGAUUUGGUACUUUAGCUGAUUCUCUGGGAAAAACCACAGUUAUAGCCAAUGGGAGUGGAAACCAGCCGACAGCAGGCCGGUGGGAUUUUUAUACUAAAACACUGAAAAAUUAAAAUAUGUUAUUGAAUCACUGAC
Messenger RNA from Platichthys flesus (European flounder), 5286 nucleotides. RefSeq names its product bromodomain-containing protein 1-like. The transcript is spliced from 12 exons. Gene Ontology annotation, molecular function: protein binding. Gene Ontology annotation, cellular component: MOZ/MORF histone acetyltransferase complex. The record is from RefSeq and is a predicted model, not a curated record. Lineage: Eukaryota; Metazoa; Chordata; Actinopteri; Pleuronectiformes; Pleuronectidae. Gene Ontology annotation, biological process: regulation of transcription by RNA polymerase II. The coding region runs from base 289 to 3828 and encodes 1179 amino acids.